This is a messenger RNA of Cutaneotrichosporon oleaginosum, 1818 nucleotides long. RefSeq lists its product as uncharacterized. Lineage: Eukaryota; Fungi; Basidiomycota; Tremellomycetes; Trichosporonales; Trichosporonaceae. Gene Ontology annotation, molecular function: alpha-1,2-mannosyltransferase activity. The record is from RefSeq and is a predicted model, not a curated record. Gene Ontology annotation, cellular component: Golgi apparatus. Gene Ontology annotation, biological process: mannan biosynthetic process.
AUGGACCUGCCGCCGCGGCCGCGCGUCACGGCGCGAGCGGGGCGGCGGCUCCUCCUCUUCGUGCUCUGCACUCUCGUCUGCACGCUGUACUUGUGGCACUGGCACACGAAACCAGAGCCCGCGCCCGCGCCCGCAUCCGCGCCCCGGCCCUCCGACCUCUCGUCGCAUUCGCCCUUCGCCGGCUCGGCGUCGUACUCGCCCUUCUACGGCGGGGGGAGCACGCGGGCGAUCGACCUCGCGUCCGACCCGCUCCCGCAGACCGCAACGCUCGCGGAGCGGCUGGACGCGUGGGAGGCCGCGCCCGCCUCGCUCGACGACUUCGCGCGCUGGAAUGGCGAGCAGUGCGCCGCCAACAUCCACAACCAGCAGAGCUGGCAUAUGACGGGGACGUACGGCCCCGCGUGGGCGCAGCACGACGUGACGACGGUGCUGCGGAUGCGGUUUGAGCUGAUUUCACACAUGCGCAGCGUGCAAGACAGCGAGGAGAUGCGCGCCGCGCACAACCUCACGGGACGCGGGAUCGUCAUGCUCGCGGGCGACGGCGCCAGCCUCAUGCGCGCAUAUUGGAGCGUCAGCAUGCUGCGGAUGUAUCGCUGCAACCUCCCCAUCUACGUGUAUCACUACGAGGAAGAGCGGCCGGCAGUGGACGACCCGGUGCGGCUCAGGCUCGAGGCGCACAAUGUCGUGCUUGUCGCCGUUGAGGGGGCGCAGAAGGCUGUGGGGCACAAGUCGUACCACCUCAAAGCGCAUGCUAUGAUCCUCAGCCCGUUCCGCCACGUCCUGUAUCUCGACUCGGACUCGAUCCCCGUCCGCGACCCCGGAUACAUGUUUGAGGCGCCCAACUAUGUGCGCCUCGGCGUAUACAUGACGCCCGACUACUGGAAGACGCCGGCGGCGAAUCCGCUGUGGGCGGUGGCCGGCGUCAAGUGCCGCAACGAGUGGGAGAACGAAGCGGGGCAGCUGUGGGUCGACAAAGCGCGACACAUGGACGCCCUGCUGCUCGCGCGCUACAUGCUCGAGCGCCACGCCCAGUUCUUCAAAUACUCUGACGGGGACAAAGACAUCCUCCUGCGCUGGGCGCUCCUCAUGCUCCGCAAGCGCUGGGGCGUGCCGGGCCGCUACGUCGCCGCCGGCGCCUACCCCGCGGACACGGCGACCGGGUUCUGCGCCCACUCGAUGAUCCAGCACGACGCGUGGGGCCGCCCCCUCACCGUCCACUGGAACCUGUUGAAGGAGCACUACGCGCCGUCCGUCGGCCUGGGCUCCACGUGGGGCCGCUCGAAGCGCCUGCCGCUCUUCGAUACGUGGCCCGCGACGCCGGCCACCGCGCGCCUGCACGAGCCCGCGAAGCGGCCGGACGACGCGGACCGGCGCGGCCUCGGCGACAUCGACUGCGACAUGCUCGCCGACGCCGACGAGGCGGGGUACGCGCGCGCGCCCGCGCAAGAGAUGGUCAUGCGGCGCGCGGCGCGCGAGCAGGGCGUCAACAUGUUCUUUCAUGGCGGCCUCGCGUCCCCGUUCUGUGUUGGUCUCGAUUAUGCCGACAUCCGCCCGCAGUGGCGCAAAGACGAGGAAGAGGCCGCGCAGCGCGCCGAGGACGCACAGAGCGCGGCGGCGCACGCAAAGUGGAAUGCAGCGGCCGCGGCCGCCGAGCGCGCAGGCACACCCGUCCCCCCGCCGCUUGAGAUGCCGCACACGGUGAAGCCGGACUGGUCGGAGCCGUUCGAGGUCGUGCAAUGGGCCGACGACGAGCACCUCGCGCACUUUGAGCAGACGCUGUACACCCGCUUCCUGUUUGAUGUGCGGUAUAGUCCGUAG